This is a messenger RNA of Meriones unguiculatus (Mongolian gerbil), 529 nucleotides long. RefSeq names its product prostate and testis expressed protein 14-like. The transcript has 3 exons. The record is from RefSeq and is a predicted model, not a curated record. Gene Ontology annotation, molecular function: acetylcholine receptor inhibitor activity. NCBI's taxonomy places the organism in Eukaryota, Metazoa, Chordata, Mammalia, Rodentia, Muridae. Bases 1 to 306 code for a protein of 101 amino acids.
AUGGGAAAGCACAUCUUGCUGCUCCUGCUGGGCCUCUCCUUGCUGGCAAGCUCCCUGCAAGCGUUGACAUGUUUUGAGUGUGCUAGGCUCAAUUCUCAGGGGAUUUGUGAGAAAGGAGAAAGAUGCUGUAAGGCGAAACCUGGUGAGAAGUGUGCCUUACUCCUAAAUGUUAAAGGUGGCAGAAUCCAGUUUGGAGUCCAAAGAUGUGCUGAUAUUUGCUUCAGUGGGACUGUUCUAAAUGGAAAUAGCACAGUAAAAAUGAGUUGUUGUGAUGACAAAUCUUUCUGCAAUAAGCUAUAUGCCUGAUCCUUUGUACUGUUAUACUUUAGGUGAGCCUGACUACCUCCCUGUGUUUCUGUAGCCUCCUAAUGCUGGGAAGUCUACUCUCAGCACCUCUUAAUCCUGACACCUGCAUGUACUUACCAUCAGCUGUUGAUAUCUCAGCAGAGCAACAAGCUAGAGUGAUGUUUCCUGCUUCUCACCACUCCUGGUGCUCCCCCUUUCUCAUAUCAUAGUUUCCUUUCCUUUC